AUGUACAGGCGGCCUGCUGCGCAGGGCAGCCGCGACGCUGAAUUCAUGGCCUCCUUGGCCGCUGUCACUGCGCAGAGAUACUCUGACUCUGAAGAGCCCAACUUCGGCAUAGGAAGACGGAGAGUGUAUCCGACGAAGAAGGCCCCGAAUUUGCCAUUUGUGGCCACCGUCUGCCUGGGCGUGGUGGCCUUGCUGGCAGGCUUUGGCUUCCUCUUCUCUUCCCUCUUCAACAAGAGGGUGCAAGCCGUUCGAGACUACGAUGCAGAGGUGGAGCAUUGGCAGGACAUAGAUCGACCACGGAUGGAGCAGCUUCAGGUCAACCUCCUGGCGUCGCUGCCUCCGACGCAGGCGGGCAGCGCGCCCAUCACGCUGCGAUCGAGCUUGGAACCGACAGAGGAGGAUGACUGGGUCUUCUCAGACUCCGAGGAUGGCUACGGAAUCGAGGAGUACAAACCGCUGAGCUACCGGGGUCGUGUUGAGCUACCCUGUUACUACAACAACUGCUCCAUGGUAGAGGCGAACUGGCGCGGACAACUAUCCCCAAGGGAUCAGUGGGACGACGAGGUUUUGCCUUCCUGGGACGAGGCGCCCCGUGCCGGCUUUCUUCUCAUGGCGUCAGGCGGCGGCCUCGAGUCCAACAUCAGCUUGGACCCGCUGCCGCUGGUCUAUGACUUCCCGACAGUGGGCCAGGCUCCGCAGCCGAGGACUCACUGCUUCGGGACGAGCCACGGGGUCUACAAGCGGCCCGGUGCCUGCCACCAUGCCCACAAGCUGGUGGACCUUUGUGUCGCAGUAUCUUUCGAUGGCGAGGCGUGGACGCUUCACCACUUCGCGACGAAUAGCCUGACAAACUCCUCGCGCCACACGGGGAGCUACGGCUGCAAUCCGCAGAGGAACUACGAGCCGACGACCUACAAGAAGGACAUGUGCUGGGGCGCUGCGCCCAGCCAUCGCCUUUGCGAAGAGGCCGGCCCUGCCCACAUCUUGGAGAUUACGGUGAGGGCCUGGCACGAUCCAUACAUCCGGGCAGCAGAGCUGACGCACGGAACUUUCGAUUUCGGUCUCGCGCCGGCUACCCAGGUCAAGAUCGGUGUGAUCCUGCUGGUCUUUGGGACCUUGGCGGCCUGCUGUCCGUGCUUCAUCCGCCGAAACUGCCACUUUAAAGGCGCCUCCGGGGCCGAAGAACGCGAGGUCCUGUCGCCACAGGCGCAGAAGCUGGGCAUGGCCUGA
Molecule: messenger RNA, 1230 nt
Organism: Symbiodinium sp. CCMP2592
Lineage: Eukaryota; Dinophyceae; Suessiales; Symbiodiniaceae
Source: the annotation of a GenBank genome assembly